AGUCAGAUCGCGAUCAGUAGUAGCAGAUCAUUCGCGACGAGAACUACACAAAAAGUUCUCCCGAGGAGUGUUACGCGUCGUUUUCUCUUUCGGAUGCUUCAAAUUAGCGGUUCAGCUGUAACCAAGAUUCUCGAUUAGCCGACACAUGUUUGCUGGAUUACACACUUCCGCCAAUCUGUGGCUGGAGUGAAAGUUUUGCGGAUUUCAAAUUACACUUUGUUAUCUUUACUGCGUAGUGCUCUAGAACGGACCUAUCGAUGAAUCUCUCGAUCGGAAAUAGUACGUGAGAUGCAGAGGAUCUGUAUCCAUCUGCAUCCAGCUGCAGUGAUUAAACAUAAUGUGGUUUAAAUUAAUGCAACAUAAUGUGAGAAAAGGGAAUUAACAGUAGUAACAAUAAAACUAGAGUCGAGUAAAUCUGAACGAAUACAAGUGAUGAUUCAAUCUGUUCGGUGAAUUAUUUUACGACGCACGAACGAAUCGCAUGUCACGUUCUUGCUUUAAUACUAACAGUGUUCAAGGAAUCUGAUAGCCCAGAUUUAAACUGCUGAUGUGAAAAUUACCACUAGACUAAAUUGUGUUCAAAAAAUACAUAAAACAAAUAAAUUUCGAAAAAGGAUAAUAGUGAUCGAGAGAAGACUUACAUAUCGACAGAAUGGCUCUCAAGAAUAACCGAAAUCCACACCUGGUGGAGAUUUUCCUGCCAGUAACGUUACUUCUCGCCGUAUUCGGCAUUCCAUUAGCCUUUGGAUACCUCGAGGAUCGCCCACCCGUCUACCUGGAGGCCAAAGUUGGUUCCUACGUAAUUCUCAACUGCCCGGUUGACUUCCCGAAAAACGACCCAAUUCCGUACGUGCUGCACUGGAACAAGGACAACAAACCAGUCUUCGCGUUGUACGAUGGCAGCCUGAGCUCGUAUGAAAGUUUCAUCGGGCGGGUAACCCUGCUUAACAACGAUCUCGUGUACGGAAAAGCAUCGAUAAAUCUCACCUCAAUCCGGGAAAGCGAUAACGGGUGGUAUGAGUGCAAGGUAAUCUUUCCAAACAGAGUACCCAACAAGCGCAACAACGGAACGUGGUUCCACAUAUCUGUGCUGGGUGGAACCCUUUUGAAGAUUCCGCCGGUGAACCAGACGGUGCUGGAGGGAGAUCCGGCGUUCUUUCAUUGUGUGGCACAGAAUACGGAUACGAUGUUCAUUCAGUGGUACAAAGAUAAUGUAUCUUUGCUGGAGAUGUACGAUCUGAUGCACCGGUCAACCUUCGGUCCGGACGGAAGUUUGACCAUCAACCCAACCCAAAUGAGUGAUUUGGGGAUUUACAAGUGCGAAGUUCGGAGUUUGCUGAAUGACACACAAAGUGCAUGGGCUUAUUUAAAUGUGCAAUAUAAAGCGAAGGUUAUAUACUCCCCUAAGGAAGUAUAUAUGCCGUUUGGGCAACCCGCCGUAUUGGAUUGUCACUUUCGAUCGAAUCCACCGCUAACAAACUUACGCUGGGAAAAGGACGGAUUUCUCUUCGAUCCGUACAACGUGCAAGGAGUUUUCUACAAACGCAACGGAAGUAUCUAUUUCGAAAAGGUGGACGAUUCACAUGCGGGCCGAUACUCGUGCACUCCCUACAACGAUCUCGGAUCGGAUGGCUCAUCACCAAUCAUGAAUGUUAUCGUCCAGCGACCCCCGGAGUUCAUAUUGAAACCGAAGCUACUGUAUGUCACCAAAAUCGGUUCAACGGUUGAGAUGCACUGUGAUGCGAGGGAUCGUGACGGCACGCACAGACCGCAAAUUUCCUGGGUAAAGAGAGACGGAAGCCUUCUACCACUCGGUCGUUAUCAGCUCGAAGGUGGCAAUCUAACCAUCGAGGACAUCAUCGAAUCGGAUCGAGGAAUCUACGCGUGUCAGGCAACGAACGAGGCGGCAACAGUUUCGGCCGAUGCCGAGAUUAUGAUCGAGAAUGUUUCGCCUAGGGCACCAUACAAUUUGACAGGGAACAGUUCCGACACCGCUAUUACCCUCCGCUGGGCACCCGGCUACAUUCGACAGUAUCUGGAGUAUAUCAUCUGGUACCGGCUGGCGGAAGCUCCCGAGUGGAGAACAUUCAAGGUGAGCAAUAAGCAUGUUCUCGAGGCGACGAUUACCAAUUUGCAGCCGGCUAAGGAAUAUGAGUUCAUGGUGUUGUGUCAGGACAACUACGGGGAUGGAAUGUUCAGCAAAUCGUUCAGAUAUUUCACAAAACCGAAAGAAUUCGAGCAACCGGAGUCGUUCCAGGACACCCUGCUUCAGUUCAACCAAAUCGGAUCGCCUAUCAAUUUGACUAUCGAGAAGAAACACAGCAAUUAUGAGGCCCGCUGGCAGCCUCCGGAGCUGGGAUUAGACCAACUGCGCUUCUACAUAUUACGCUGGUGGAUUGAGCCGCAACACAAACUGCAUGGAAGUGUAACCACUGCCGAGAAUAACUACAUUUUCGAGGAUCUGGAUGAAGAUGAACUGUACACUUUCCAGGUGUUCGCCAUGUCCACCACAAAUUACACCAGUGGAAGCAACGAGGUGGAAAUUUACGUGUAUCCCUACCGGAGAGUGAAGGUUAUGACAAUCGGUGGGGUUUUGAUUUUGCUCGUUUGCCUGGCGGUGAUAAGCAUACUGUUGUACAUGAAGCGAAACCGAAUCAAAAAGUUACGUGAAGCGGAAAAUGUUAAGGCUUAACUGUAGUUCACAUUCCAAAGAUGGAUUUCCAAAGCAUUUUGUUUCGAAUCAAAGCAGAAGCAGAAGUUGACGCAAAUUGAAUUAUCUCUGUUCAUAGGUUUAUAACGUGCAGUUGUUUGAUUUCUAAGCUAGAGUAAGUUAUCUUAAAACAUAAUUCUGUUAAGCCGCAAUAUUAUUAGAUGACGUGUUUCCCAUAACAGA
Molecule: messenger RNA, 2893 nt
Organism: Toxorhynchites rutilus septentrionalis
Lineage: Eukaryota; Metazoa; Arthropoda; Insecta; Diptera; Culicidae
Gene: bdl
Product: protein borderless
Exons: 8
Coding region: 653-2692 (679 amino acids)
Biological process (GO): homophilic cell-cell adhesion; axon guidance; dendrite self-avoidance
Cellular component (GO): axon; plasma membrane
Molecular function (GO): cell-cell adhesion mediator activity
Source: RefSeq, a predicted model, not a curated record